Messenger RNA from Empidonax traillii (willow flycatcher), 862 nucleotides. RefSeq names its product tRNA splicing endonuclease subunit 15 (gene TSEN15). Gene Ontology annotation, molecular function: nucleic acid binding. Lineage: Eukaryota; Metazoa; Chordata; Aves; Passeriformes; Tyrannidae. The transcript has 4 exons. Bases 1 to 621 code for a protein of 206 amino acids. The record is from RefSeq and is a predicted model, not a curated record. Gene Ontology annotation, biological process: tRNA splicing, via endonucleolytic cleavage and ligation.
AUGGAGGCCGCGGGCACUGCGGGCACGGCGGGGCUUUGCCCGGCCCUGGGGGGCCAAGGGGGCUCCGACCCGGACCAGGGGGACACAGACUCGGUCCAGGGAAGCACUGAUCCGGGCCAGGGCACCUCCGAGAGCGGACGGGCCCAGGGCGGCUGGGCGGGGGCGGCCGGAGGCAACUGGAUGACGGCUCACCCCACGUUCACAGAGAUGAUGUCACUUGAUGUAUCUGACAGUACUCAAGUCUACGCUGCGUUCCUGGUGUACCUGGACCUCCUGGAAGGGAGAAACUGGCACGAGGUGAAGCCCGUUGGAGUAGCAGAACUGCAGCUAGUGUGUUUACACGCACGUGCAAGAGAGCAGGAGGGUCUCCAGGUGAUGGUGCCGGUGCCUGCCCACAUCCUGAUAAGCCAUGAGAGGUUAAGGGAAAUACUCAAAGAAGCCUCCCUCCCACCAGAGGAUCCCGACACCCCACUGUCUGUUACCUUGGCCAUAGUUGAGACAGAUUCCACAAUAGUCUAUUAUAAAAUGACUGAUGGCUUUGUGAUGCCAGACCCUCCUGAUGAUAAUGAAGAUGGGGACAAUAAACAGUGGAGAAAGAAAAGAAAGAAGCUUUUCAAAUGAUCAGGACAAAAACGAAGACUUUUCUUGAGCUCCUGUGCUCAAAACCUAAACAAAUCCAGGAAGUGGUGUGUGUAAGUGAGGGGUGUGCUGCACUCUGCCUCGGCAUAUCAAGGAUCUGUUCAGGGAGAACAGAGGCUUGUGCAGCUGCACUCUGACGAAAUGCCAUUUGGGGUAUGAAAUAGGUCGUGCUUGGAGACAGAUUGAUCCUGAGUAAUAAAUAUACCUGCGAGAUGUUUCCAGA